GCGAGCACGCCAGCGGGAGAGGAGUUGGGCUGCAGAUGGCGUUGCGGACAGUGAGAGCGGCUGAGAGAAACUGGUGCGAGUAGUAUAGUAGUGUGCGUGUGAUUCGUGAAUGUGUAGUGGAAUGUCCCAGCUGUUAAACUGAAGUUUUGAAUGAUAAGACAUGUCAGCUGCUUACUAUAUCUUCCAUCGUGCUGAGCAUGUGGAUGCGGUUUCUUAUUGGAUUGCUGAUAAUAUCCUUCGUCAGUAUAUUCUGAAUGCGCCAAAUAUUAUUAACAUCGUGUUCGUGUUUGAAGUACACACUGCAGCGCUUCCUGUGAUUUAUGCAUUGCACCUUGUGAUUGGCGAGAAGAAAACAUAUUCUGAAUAUUCCAUCCGUAAUGCUUUCUGUGCGGUAGGAUACGUCUGCGCGUCCACAGCUCAAUAA
Gryllus bimaculatus (two-spotted cricket) is the source of this 424-nucleotide messenger RNA. The record is from the annotation of a GenBank genome assembly. Lineage: Eukaryota; Metazoa; Arthropoda; Insecta; Orthoptera; Gryllidae.